AUGGCUCUGCUCAGCUGCAUUCUGCUUGCCCUUUCGUGUUGGGCGACAGCCUUCUCCGAGACCCCUCAGCAAGCCUGCGACGGGGUGGACGGGCGAUGCGAUGGUCAGGAGCAGCAGGUGUUGCUGCAAAGGAAGAAUGAAAAUCGCAGGCUCGAUUCCAGCUCCAUCGCAACAAGGCAAGGCACCUGCACAAACGUCGCAUGGGAUUGCCAGACCGCCGGGCAGGAUCGAGAGAAUGCCAUGCAGGUGUUGAACUCGCGGCCGGACGGCGCCGCAUGCCAGGGAUCUCGGUUGGCCCGGCUGAACGUCCUGAACGGCAAUUACGAGACUCUUUGCGAAUUCCCUUCUGACUGCUUCAACGCCUGUGGCAUCAAUCCGCUAGAUUCGAUGAUCUAUUGCGAGCUAGAUACGAUUCCGAGCUACCUGGUUCGCCUGACGUGCCCCACCAACGGAGACCCCGGAUCCUUCUGCUUCCUCGGCACGCAGUUCAACUCGGUGUCCGGAGGUUUCAGUCCCAGAUCCAUUCCUCCAACCAGCGCCAACUUCGUGUUCGUUGCUUUCGCUGAUGCCACUGUCCGUGCUCAAGGAGGCUUGGAAAACCUGCCCGGCUACCUCACCGUUGAUGACGUCACCCCUUUCCCGGACCUCACUACCUUCGCCAUCAACAUCACGCGGCAGCCGAUUCUGCAGACAAGCGCUGACCUCACGGUGCGAAGGGCGACGAUCGAUGGAAGAGAUGACCUUUGGCUUAUCUCCUGCGAGAACGACAACGUCAUCAUCCAGAACCUGGAGAGACCGGAAUUCUUCUAUUCAGUCACGAUGCAGCCGACGAAUGCGCCAAGCCCCCAGGGCGAAGCGGGUGCUCAGUGGGACUUCGACGGCUUCAUCUACUGUGCCUACAAUAACGGCGAUGGCGUGUACGAGAUUCUCGUUGACGACGUGGAUGUGCAGAGCCUGGAGGUGCCAGUCACUCUGGUCAGCCAAUCGCAGGAGUUGAUCCAGACCACCAACGACGGUCUGAACUGCAUCACGGUGGAGCCACCAUUCACGACCACCUCGACCACCAGCACCACCACGACGGUCAUCAUCGAGGCGUGCUUCAACGACCCCUUCGAUUGUACGGACACGGGUAUCUCGUAUCGGUGGCCGAUGACCAGCGACCGGAGCCCAGCGGAGAUUUUGCGGCUCAACGUCGGUGCCAACACCUACUCGGUCGUCUGCAACUUCCCAGACAACACGGGCCUUCAGCUCGAGGCUUGCGGCAUCAACCCUGUCGACAGCACCAUCUACUGCACCGAGCAGCAAGGCUCCAACCGCGCCUCAUCGUGA
This is a messenger RNA of Symbiodinium sp. CCMP2592, 1329 nucleotides long. The record is from the annotation of a GenBank genome assembly. NCBI's taxonomy places the organism in Eukaryota, Dinophyceae, Suessiales, Symbiodiniaceae.